Messenger RNA from Capsella rubella, 2014 nucleotides. Its product is annotated as root phototropism protein 2. NCBI's taxonomy places the organism in Eukaryota, Viridiplantae, Streptophyta, Magnoliopsida, Brassicales, Brassicaceae. The record is from RefSeq and is a predicted model, not a curated record. Gene Ontology annotation, molecular function: protein binding. The transcript is spliced from 4 exons. Bases 44 to 1825 code for a protein of 593 amino acids.
UUGCCAUCCAUCUCCUUCAAUACAGAGCAAACAACAACAAAAUAUGGCUACAGAAGGAAAUAACCCCAUCAACAUGAACUCAAUGUCUUCGAGUCUUCAGAGAACCGGCCAAUGGGUUUUUUCUCAAGAUAUUCCGACAGAUGUUAUAGUUGAAGUCGGAGAAGCUAAUUUCUCUCUUCAUAAGUUCAUGUUAGUUGCGAAGAGUAACUACAUAAGGAAGCUAAUAAUGGAAUCAAAAGACAGCGACGUGACGAGAAUAGAUCUCUCGGAUAUUCCCGGAGGUCCUGAGAUAUUCGAGAAAGCUGCUAAGUUCUGUUACGGUGUUAACUUUGAGAUCACCGUCCAGAACGUGGCGGCUCUUCAUUGCGCCGCUGAGUUUCUACAGAUGACCGACAAGUAUUGCGACAACAACCUUGCUGGUCGGACACAAGACUUCCUCUCUCAGGUCGCUCUCUCUAGUCUCUCUGGAGCCAUUGUUGUCCUUAAGUCUUGUGAGAUUCUCCUUCCUAUUUCUCGUGAUCUCGGUAUUGUCCGCCGCUGUGUUGACGUCGUCGGUGCUAAGGCUUGCAAUGAAGCAAUGUUUCCAUGUCGAACACCACCGAACUGGUGGACAGAGGAGCUUUGUAUCUUAGACGUUGCCUUCUUCGCCGACGUUGUAGCUUCAAUGAAACAGAGAGGAGUCAAACCAUCCUCCCUAGCCUCUGCGAUCAUCACCUACACAGAGAAAUCCUUAAGAGAUCUUGUAAGAGACCACUCCGGAAGAGGAGUCAAGUUUUCCGAUACCGGGGAUAAUGAAUCCGACGAGAGAUCACAACAGAGAGAUCUUGUUGAAUCAAUUGUCUCACUCUUACCUUCAGAUAAAGGACUCUUCCCCAUAAAUUUCCUCUGUUCACUCCUACGUUGUGCCGUCUUCUUGGACACUUCCUUGACCUGCAAGAAUGAGCUGGAGAAACGAAUCUCAGUCGUACUCGAGCACGUCUCCGUCGAUGAUCUCUUGAUCCCUUCUUUUACCUACGACGGAGAACGGUUACUUGAUCUCGACAGUGUCAGAAGAAUCAUCUCUAGCUUCGUGGAAAAGGAGAAAAACGUUGGUGUUUUCAACGGCGGAGACUUCAACAGAGGACUCUGCUCUGUUUCACUUCAGAGAGUUUCUAAAACAGUUGAUUCUUACUUAGCAGAGAUCGCUACUUACGGAGAGCUAACGAUCUCCAAAUUCAACGCGAUAGCGAACCUUGUCCCUAAGUCCGCUAGAAAAUCAGACGACGAUCUCUACAGAGCUAUAGACAUAUUCUUGAAAGCUCAUCCGAAUCUUGACGAGAUCGAAAGAGAGAAAGUGUGUAGCUCAAUGGAUCCUUUAAAGCUUUCUUACGACGCACGUCUCCACGCUUCACAGAACAAGAGAUUACCAGUAAACAUAGUUCUUCACGCACUUUACUACGACCAGUUAAAGCUAAGAAGCGGAGUCGAAGACCAGGAAGAAAGAGCAGUGGUUGUUCUCCCGGAAGCUUUAAAGACACGUAGCCAACUUCAAGCUGAUACUACGUUAGCUAAAGAGAAUGAAGCUUUGAGAAGUGAGCUGAUGAAGAUGAAGAUGUAUGUUUCGGAUAUGCAGAAGAACAAGAACGGUGCAGGAGCUUCUUCUUCGAACUCGUCGUCGUUGGUGAGUAAUAAGAAGAGCAAGAAUACUUUUUUCUCUUCUGUUUCGAAGAAGCUUGGGAAGUUGAAUCCGUUCAAACAUGGGUCUAAGGAUACUUCGAACAUCGAUGAAGAUCUUGCAGGUGUUGAUAUUACUAAGCCAAGGAGACGAAGAUUCUCAAUCUCUUAAUGAACACGUCAAGAGUACUUCUGCGUUUUGGUCUGUGUAGUGUGUGUGUUGUGUAUAAACCUUUAGUGUAGUGUGCUUUUUUUUGUUUGUUUCAUCCUUCUUGAUGCGUGAUUUUUUUUGUUUUUAUUGGUGUGUGUUUAACUCUUUAUUGUUUGAUGAGUUUGGAAAAUAAAAAGAAAAUCGAAACCA